Molecule: messenger RNA, 864 nt
Organism: Ramularia collo-cygni
Lineage: Eukaryota; Fungi; Ascomycota; Dothideomycetes; Mycosphaerellales; Mycosphaerellaceae
Exons: 1
Coding region: 1-864 (287 amino acids)
Source: RefSeq, a predicted model, not a curated record
AUGGGUUGCUGCCAAUCCAACGCUCUGCGCGAUGAAGAUCCCAACGCCCAACCAGCACAUGGCAUCGCACCGCAGGGCAAUAACAUCGCAGCACAAGCUGCCGCUCCCUCAAAUGCCCGACCUCGGAAUGGACGCGGCGCAAACCUCCCCAAUCAACGCAUACGAAAUCCUUCCCCGGUGGCACGAAGCCCAAAGAAUGUCAGUACCAUGCCGCCGCCCUGGACCCGCAGCAAUCUCGAAAAACAGCGGCGAGACUUCUUCGACACACGUGUCAAUGGAAGCGUGGAGAUAUGGGGUGGAAUGCGACAGGCUUCCGAACUGCUGUGCCAAGGAGAUCUGGCAGGUGCUCAAGCCAUCUUGGACGCACUUAACAUGAACUGCCCCAGUGGCAAGUUUGCCAGAGGAAGGGGACGAGAUCGUAACAAUGGAGGGGUAUUUGACGAAAGAGGGGCGCUGUACGAUAUACCCAAUUGGGUCGUUUCGGACCCACUUGACAUUGUCGAGGAUGCGGAGGAUAAGAUCGGUAUUGCCGAUGACUCUGACGACGCAUUGAAUGAGGACGAGGAUGCCGCACGCAAAAGAGAGGAGAAAGGAAAGGGCCGAGUUAUCGAUUUGGGCGAGGAGAUGAAGGUCAAAGUGCGGCUGAGCGACGGUACUGGAGACCAAGAGAUCACCUUUGGCGCAAAGCAGAAGGCUGGUGUGAUCGUCAAGAAGGUUCUUGAGCAGCACGGGCAGAGCGUCAGGCUGCUACAUCUGGGCAAGACCAUUGACGAGAAACAGACUCUCGAGGCACAAGGAUGGCAGCCUGGCACGGUCCUGAAUGCUUUCAUGCAUCUCCAGGGGGAGCCAUCAAAAGCGGAUUGA